This is a messenger RNA of Anthostomella pinea, 903 nucleotides long. Lineage: Eukaryota; Fungi; Ascomycota; Sordariomycetes; Xylariales; Xylariaceae. The record is from the annotation of a GenBank genome assembly.
AUGAAGAUCGUGGCUCACCAGCUAGCUUCGGCGUUGCUUGCAGGCACGCAGUGGUCGAGCGUUGCAGCGGCUCAGGGGUACAACUUCACCGACGAGCAGUUGCGCAACGCGAACCGCUCGCUAUCCAUCGGCUACGUGAGUGCAGCCCAUACCGGAGAGCCCAGUAGCUCAUAUCCGCACCAGGUGCUCUAUACCGGGUUCACAAUGCUCGACGUGUUCGGCCCUCUGGAGCUUCUCUGGGAUAUAUCCCAGACCUACAACGUGACCCUCUCCAUCAUCGCCAGCGAGGCCGGUCCGGUACACAGCCGAUCGCCGGCCAUUCACAGCCCCAACGGCGCCCUGGUCGACACCUCGCCCUCGCUGGACGUCCAGGCCGUCGCGACGCACACUUUCGCCUCGGCGCCGCCGCUCGACGUGCUCGUCGUCCCGGGUGGCUUGGGCGUCUACUACCUGACGGAGAUUGGCGACACGCAGAUCGAGGACUUCAUCGCGUCGCGCUUCGCGACGACCGAGUACGUGCUGUCCGUGUGCGUGGGCUCAGGCCUGCUGGCCCGGGCGGGCGUUCUUGCUGGCCGUCGCGCUACGACUAAUAAGUCUGCGUGGGACACGGUGGUCAAGUACGGGCGUAACGUGACCUGGGUGCCGAGCGCGCGCUGGGUACACGACGGCAAGCUGUGGACGAGCUCGGGCGUGCAGGCAGGUAUGGACAUGAUGGCGGCGUUCCUCAGACAUAUCUACGGCGACCCCGUGGUGAGCAACGCGGUCAAUAAUGACGAGUUCGUGCCGCAUGUGGAUCCGGAUUGGGAUCCUUUUGCUGUGCUCUUUGAUGUCCCGGGCGCCAACACCAAUCGCUCUCUUGUGGACUGUGCCGGCCCCUUGGACUCGUAUCCAGGGUAUGGAUAG